Molecule: messenger RNA, 1683 nt
Organism: Fusarium vanettenii 77-13-4
Lineage: Eukaryota; Fungi; Ascomycota; Sordariomycetes; Hypocreales; Nectriaceae
Exons: 5
Coding region: 1-1683 (560 amino acids)
Biological process (GO): superoxide anion generation; defense response
Cellular component (GO): NADPH oxidase complex; plasma membrane
Molecular function (GO): superoxide-generating NAD(P)H oxidase activity
Source: RefSeq, a predicted model, not a curated record
AUGUCAAGCGCUGCUGGGCAGCUGACAGUGCUGGAGCUGUUACGGAAGCACUUCGCCCUUCCGAAGUUACUCUUUCACCUCCUCUUCUGGGGUGCCCACUGGGCAACGUUUGCUUAUGGCUGGUGGAAGCAAGUAUCUGAUCCUCGCCUAGCCCCUCUCAACACCACACUUGCCUGGUCGAUCUGGAUAUCCCGAGGCGCUGGCCUGGUCCUCUCCUGGGAUACCACGUUGAUCCUGUUGCCCGUAUGCCGCACUGUUGUGCGUUUCAUUCGACCAAAGAUCAAGUGGUUACCUCUAGACGAAAACGUCUGGUUUCACCGACAAGUCGCGUAUGCAUUGCUGCUGUUCACAAUCAUCCAUACAGCGAGUCACUACGUCAAUUUCUACACGAUCGAGCGGACACAAGUCAGACCCCUCAAGGCUAUCGAUAUCCAUUAUAAAGAACCAGGGGGUAUCACCGGCCACAUCAUGCUUCUCUGCAUGCUCUUGAUGUAUACUACCGCCCACGUUCGGAUUCGCCGUCAAUCCUUCGAAACCUUUUGGUAUACCCACCACCUGUUCAUACCGUUUCUUCUUGGUCUUUAUACCCAUGCGGUCGGGUGCUUUGUCAGCGAUUCUCCCGAAGCGUACUCCCCCUUUGCUGGCAAAGAUUACUACGAUCAUUGUUUGGGAUACCUCGGAUGGCGUUGGGAAUCGGUCGCUGGUGGCCUUUACCUGCUGGAGAGGUUGUAUCGCGAGGUUCGAGCUAUGAGAGAGACCAAGAUCACGAGAGUGGUCAAGCAUCCGAAUGACGUUGUCGAGCUGAAGUUCUCAAAAUCUAGCUUCAAGUAUCGUCCAGGACAGUGGCUAUUCCUCCAGAUGCCAUCCAUCUCAAAGUACCAGUGGCAUCCUUUUACGAUUACAUCGUGUCCCUUUGAUCCGUAUGUCUCUGUUCACAUUCGACUCAUUGGAGACUUUACCAAAGCUUUCGGUGAUGCUGUCGGUGUAGGGCCGGCUCAAUCAAAAUUCUACGAAGAGGCUUCAGUUGACCCAUCAGCUAUUUACGAAGUCGCUCUACAAAAUGGCCAGCAGAUGCCAGCACUGAGAAUCGACGGGCCGUAUGGUGCCCCAGCUGAAGACGUUUUCAAUAACGAGAUAGCCAUACUGAUCGGAGCGGGGAUAGGCGUCACACCGUGGGCCUCGAUCUUGAAGAACAUCUGGCACAUGCGCAAUAGUGAUAACGGCCUCGAGCGCCUGCGUCGUGUCGAGUUUAUCUGGAUGAGCCGGGAUGUCACUUCGUUUGAAUGGUUCCAAUCACUGCUUAGCUCUCUCGAAGACCGGCCGGCUGAGAUGCCGGGAGCGUCAACCGACCAGUUCCUUCGUAUUCAUACCUUCUUAACGCAGAAACUGGAUGCGGAUACGACGCAAAACGUGAUUCUAAACACGGUUGGAUCUGACACGGAUCCUUUGACUCAGCUGAAGGCUCGGACGAAUUUCGGACGGCCCAACUUCCGGAGAAUAUUCACAGACAUCCGAGAUGGUAUCGCCGACAGAACAUAUCUUCGUGGACUUGAGGAAAGAACGAGGACUCGAGUAGGGGUUUAUUUCUGUGGUCCCUCAGUUGCUGCUCGUGAAAUCAAGUCAACAUGCAAGCAGGUCUCUGAUGUUGAUGUUGACUUCAAGUUCUGGAAAGAACAUUUUUAA